Messenger RNA from Cryphonectria parasitica EP155, 1896 nucleotides. RefSeq names its product glycoside hydrolase family 13 /Carbohydrate-binding module family 20. Gene Ontology annotation, molecular function: calcium ion binding; starch binding; alpha-amylase activity. Lineage: Eukaryota; Fungi; Ascomycota; Sordariomycetes; Diaporthales; Cryphonectriaceae. The record is from RefSeq and is a predicted model, not a curated record. Bases 1 to 1896 code for a protein of 631 amino acids. Gene Ontology annotation, biological process: carbohydrate catabolic process. The transcript is spliced from 4 exons.
AUGUCUUCUGAGCGUCAUCUCCUGUCUUUGCUCGUGGCAGCAGUGCUUGCUGCCCCAGUGGUAUGCCUGAGUCCUGCAGAAUGGCGUUCUCAGAGCAUCUAUCAGGUCAUGACAGACCGCUUUGCCCGGACGGACCUUUCCACCACCGCAACUUGUGAUGCGUCUGACGGCAUCUACUGUGGUGGCACUUGGGAAGGCUUGAUCAGCAAGUUGGACUACAUUCAAGACAUGGGAUUCACGGCCGUGUGGGUGUCCCCUUUUGUGGCACAAAUGGAGGGCGAUACAACCGACGGCGAGUCGUACCAUGGCUAUUGGGCUCAAGACAUUUAUUCUGUCAACUCAAACUUCGGCUCAGCCUCGGACCUGAAGGCCCUGUCCACCGCUCUCCAUGAUCGGGGCAUGUAUCUCAUGAUGGACGUCGUCACCAACCACUUUGCUUAUGACGGGUCUCCCGAGGACGUUGACUACAGCAUGUUCAGCCCCUUCAACUCGAGCUCGCACUUCCACUCGUACUGCGAGAUCGACUACGACGUCAUCACAUCGAUCCAGGACUGCUGGGAGGGCGACACGAUCGUGCCGCUGCCGGACCUGGCCACCGAGAACGAGGACGUGUACUCGGUCUGGUACGAUUGGAUCGCCGACGUCGUAAGCACGUACGGCAUUGACGGCAUCCGCCUCGACAGCGCGUACGAGCUCAACUACAACUUCACUCCCGGGUUCGAGGACGCCGCAGGCGUGUACCUCGUCGGCGAGGUGGCCGAUGGGGAUCCGACUGUGGUCACGCCGUACCAGCAGUACAUGAGCGGCGUGCUCAACUACCCGGCCUUCUACUGGAUCACGCAGGCCUUUGAGUCCUCGUCGGGCAGCAUCUCCAACCUGGUGGCGGGCAUCAACGAGAUGAAGGCCGACACGGACACCACGCUCUACGGCUCGUUCCUCGAGAACCAAGACCAGCCGCGCUUCCCCUCCCUGACCAGCGACUACAGCCUCGCCAAGACGGCCAUCGCCUUUACCAUGCUGGCAGAUGGCAUCCCCAUCAUCUACCAGGGCCAGGAGCAGCACUGCAACGGCAGCAGUGUCCCUGACAACCGCGAGGCCAUCUGGCUGUCCGGCUACGACACCACCGCCGAGCUCUACACCUGGAUCGCCAGCCUCAACGCCAUCCGCAACUGGGCCAUCUACCAGGACUCGACAUGGGUCACGUACCAGACCUGGCCCAUCUACUCCGACACCCACACCAUCGGCAUGCGCAAGGGCAACGCUGGCAAGCAGAUCGUCGGGGUGUACAGCAACGUUGGCUCCAGCGGGUCGACCACGAUCACCCUCGAGGCUGCCAACACGGGCUUCACCGCUGGCCAGGCCCUGAUCGAUGUCAUGAGCUGCACCGCCUUCACCGCCGACUCCAGUGGUGAUCUCAGCGUCUCCAUCAGUGAGGGUGUGCCGCGCAUCUUCUACCCGACUGCGGCGCUCAGCGGAUGUUCGUUAUGUGGUGAAGGUAACUGCUGCUCGAGAUCCAUGCAUCGAAACAAUUUCUCUAAGACAGGCUUAGGGGGUGGAUCCUCAACUACAACGACUGGGAACUGCACUUCCAGCUCUGUCGCUAUCACUUUUGACGAGAUCGUUUCUACUACUUAUGGAACUACCAUCAAGAUCUCCGGAGACAUAUCCACCCUCGGCGACUGGGACACCAGUGACGCCCUGGCCCUCAGCGCCUCCCAGUACACCUCCAGCGAUCCGCUGUGGGAUCUCACCGUGGACCUGACCCCUGGUGCCGUCGUCGAGUACAAGUUCAUCAGCGUCGACAGCUCCGGCGACGUGACGUGGGAGGCCGACCCGAACCACACGCUGACCGUACCGUGUUCGGCAACGACGGUGUCGGCGAGCUGGCAGACGUAG